CCGGAGGCGGGGCUUAGAUUAGCAAGGUGGAGCUACAAUUCACAUUGCAGAGGCGGAGCCAGAUACACAGGAGGGGUGGAGCCUGUAGCACAGGAAGUAUGGCUUGGGCUAGCAAGGCGGGGGCACAAUGAAUGGGGCGGAGCCUGUGACACCAGCCCUGACCCCCCACUUUCCGCCCCCACAGGCCGGCGAGCCGCGGUGGCGGCUGUGCUGGGCCUGGCGCUGGCAGCGGGCGCGCUGCUGCGGGCAGCAGCCCCAUGCCCAGUGCCCUGCGUCUGCCACAACCUGUCCGAGUCGCUGAGCACCCUGUGUGCCCGCCGCGGACUCCUGGCCGUGCCCCUGGACGUGGACCGGCGCACAGUGGAGCUGCGCCUGGCUGACAACUUCAUCCGUGCCGUGGGGCCGCCCGACUUCGCCAACAUGUCGGGCCUCGUGGACCUGACGCUGGCUCGCAACGGGCUGGAGACCCUGCGCCCGCUGGCCUUUGGCGACCUGGAGAGCCUGCGGGCACUGCACCUGGAUGGCAACCGGCUGGCCGAGAUUGGCCCGGCCGCCCUGCGUGGCCUCCUCAACCUGCAGCACCUCAGCGUGAACAACAACCAACUGGUGGCCGUGGCGCCCACAGCCUUCACCGACUUCCAGCUGAGCCUGGAGGACUUGGAUCUGAGCUACAACAACCUGCGGGAGGCGCCGUGGGCAGGCAUCCGCGGCAUGGCCAACCUGCACACGCUGCAGCUGGAGCACAACCUCAUCGGGACCGUGGAGCCAGGUGUCUUCUCGGAGCUGGCCCGCUUGGCGCGCCUGGACCUCACCUCCAACCGCCUGGCCACACUGGCCCCUGAGCCGGCACUGGCUGUGCCCCCCGCCUCCCUGGCGCUCAGCUUUGGGGGCAACCCUCUGCGCUGCAACUGUGAGCUGCUGUGGCUGCGACGCCUGGGCCGGGAUGCUGGUGAGCUGGAGACGUGCGCAGCACCGCCGGCCGUGGCCGGGCGCUACUUCUGGGCCGUGCCGGAGGAGGACUUUGUGUGCGAGCCGCCCCUCGUGGCUCGCCACACACGGCACCUGCGGGUGCUGGAGGGGCAGCGCGCUGCCCUGCGGUGCCGGGCACUGGGGGACCCCGAGCCGGUGGUGCACUGGGUGGCGCCGGGUGAGCGCAUGGUGGCCAACUCCUCGCGGGCCGUGGCUUACCCCAACGGGACGCUGGAGCUGGCAGCCGCCACCCUGGGUGACGCUGGUGCCUACACCUGCAUUGCAGUCAACGCGGCUGGCGAGGCCACAGCCCGUGUGGAGCUCCGUGUGCUGCCGCUGCCCCACGGCGAUGGGGGUGGGGCGGCCGUGGGGCUGCCGGGGCCCUCCGACAUGGCGGCCAAAGCGACUGGCAACGCCACCGGGGAGGAGGAGGAGGAGCCGGGCCAGGCUGUGGAGGUGGCAGAGGUGACGGCCCACUCGGCCCUGGUGCAGUGGGAGGCCAACAAGAUGGCACCCGCCGCUUGGGUCUACCAGCUGCAGUACAACUGCACCGAUGACGAGGUCCUGGUCUACAGGAUCCUACCGGGCAGCAGCCGCCACUUCCUCCUCAAGCACCUGGUGCCAGGAGCCGCCUACGACCUGUGCGUGCUGGCCGUGGCCCCCGACACUGCCACAGCACUGGCCUCCACCCAUCGCCUGGGAUGCACCCACUUCGCCACAGGCGAGGCGGCAGCCCCAUGCAAUGCCCUCCGUGCCCAUGUCCUGGGGGGCACGCUCACCGUGGCAGUGGGCGGUGUCCUGGUGGCCACGCUGCUCAUCUUUGCUGUGGCCGUCACAGUCCGCGCCCGGGGCUGCGCGGGCGCCCAGAGUCCCAAGCUGGCUGACGUCCACUCCCAAACCAAUGGGGCCCCCCUAGCGCCACCACCAGCUGCUGCCCAUGGGUCCCGUGCCCACACCAGGCGGGCCAAGGGGAGGCCAGGAGCAAAGGGAACAAGGGGAGCAGCAGGGGGCUGUGCCCCAGCCCGCCGGAGCUGUUCACUGGACAUGGGGGCCUGCUCAGGCUAUGCCAAGCGGCUGGGUGCCCUCUGGGCCCGCCGCAGCCAAUCAAUGCAUGGGAUGCUGGUAGGUGGAGCUGGCGAAGCUGCACUGCGACUGGCUGGUGCUGAGGAGCUGGAGGAGAGCGUGGUGUAGUUGGCGGGGGCCAUGGACAAUGGACCCCCUCCCUGCCUCCAGUGCCAGGCCCCUGGUAGCAAGCAGCUGGGUUGGUUGCCUGAGAUGAUGCUGCCUCUGUUGCCACGGCGAUGGUGCCAGGACGCUCUAGUUGCUGUGAUGAUCCUGGCCUGACUGUGAAUCUAAUGCAGUGAUGUCCAAUCCAGUGGAUCUCAUGCCCUGAUACCCCUCUAGUGUGGUGCCAGUGCACCCAGUGCCGUGAUAUCCCCUCCAGUGCAGUGCCCACGUGGUGCCAUUGGAUCCAAUGCCGUGAUGCCCACUCCGAUGCAGUGCCAGGGACUCCAUUGCAGUGCUCACAGCUUCAAUGCAGUGAUACCUCUUCCGGUGUAGUGCCAGUGAAUUUGAUGCAGUGAAGCCAAUCCAGUGCGGCGUACACAUCUGAUGCAGUGACCCCCACUCCAGUGAGAUGCCAGUGGAACCAACGCAGUUAUUCCCACUCCAGUGCAGUGCCCGUGGAUCCGAUGUAGUGAUCCCCACUCCAGUGUGGUGCCAAUGGAGCCAAGGCAGUGACGCCCACUCCAGUGCAGUGCCUGUGGAUGCGAUGCCAUGAUCUCUGUUCCCACAUGACACCAGUGGCUCCAAUACAGUGCUGUCGGCUUCACCCCAAGGGGGGGCACCUGUCCUGGCACGGCGCUGCCCAGUCUGACAUGCAGCCGUCCCUCGCUUUGACAUGGUGAUGACAUCACAAGCCCCACGAUGAUGUAUUAACCUGCCCCCCAUCCCCAAUGCACAGUCGCGCCCUCGAUGGGGCUUUGGAUUUUGCCCUGGGAGCCAGUUAGAUGCAGCCCAGGACCCCGAUGGGGUGGGCGAGGUCUGGGCUGGAAUUUUCUUUUUGUGGAUUUUCUUUUAAAAAAAAAUCAAUUGCCAAAAUAAACAAUCCAGCCCGUCUGCCAGAGAGAAGUUCUGUUCUGCUCCUCCCCAGAGCCAGCCGCAUCCUGGCCAGGGGCCCCAUUGCCCCUGCCUCUGUUCUACUCAGCUGCCAACACGUUCCCCCCAUAGCCAGCCACACAGCAGCCCCCAGUCCCCCAAGCCCCAC
Molecule: messenger RNA, 3235 nt
Organism: Alligator sinensis (Chinese alligator)
Lineage: Eukaryota; Metazoa; Chordata; Crocodylia; Alligatoridae
Gene: LRFN4
Product: leucine rich repeat and fibronectin type III domain containing 4
Exons: 2
Molecular function (GO): protein binding
Source: RefSeq, a predicted model, not a curated record